UGUUAAGUAAGAUAGACUUAAUAGCCUCCGUACCGGACAAGUAGACACUUGAUAAAUAAACAUUUAAUCAAAGUAUUGUGAUAAUACCGUACGGAUGUACAUUACAUUUAUUAUCAAGUGAUACACAGUUGAAACGUGAAAAUUUAUUUAUAUUUAUAUAGAUAAUGUGCAUAUUUAUAUGAUUGAUAUUGUAUUGGUCAGAAUACAUAACAAUUAAAAGCGCGGUACUUUUUCUUAGAAAAUGGUGGUGAUGUGAAUUUUUUGUUUUUUUUUUGUGUGAAAAUAUCACCAUAUUAAAAGUAGUAUACAAUAAAAGCAGACAAUAUGAACUAUAUAACAUUAUCAAAGGGAAUAAUGAAUGAAAUUAUAUAUCAAAUGAACAUAUAUGAAUAUUACAUUAAAAGGUUCAUCUGUAUCAACAAAGUAACCUAUAAUUGCUUGAAAGAAAUUAAAUUUUAAUCAUAGAAAGUGGAUAAAUUUUCGGAUAUACAAUGGGCGGAUAGUGUAUACAUCAUAAUUACAUGCCUGUGAGUCAAAUUCGCGUGGAUAAAGAUUUGUUUCGCUUGACAUGGGAAUGUUAGUUUACUCAACAAACAUUAUAGAUACAGAUUUUCUUCACAAAGUUUUAUACAUGAAAUUCAAACAUACGCACAUCAACAUUUAUAACAUGUGAAUUUCACGAAAAUAUGUAACAGUUAUUUUCAAGUUUGUGACGAGACAGAUAAUGCGUUUUUGCAUACAUAUUUCAAAACAUAUAAUUAUAGAAUAAGUUUAUGUCUAAAAUAUAAAAAAUGGAUUGCAAAGAUACUAAACAUUUUGCAAUAAUUUGCAUCUGCUGCCUUCUUUUAACUAGGUUUUCUAAAGUCAAUGCUAUAACCAGUAAAGUGUCAUUUGUUAAUAAAACUGGGGAUUUUAUCAUUGGGGGUAUGUUUCCCAUACACGUACUCACAGAGAAGGGAAACUGUGGCAAAGAAUUCAACGAUCAGACCGGGAUUCAGAAUUUAGAGGCGUUUUUGUACAGUCGAGAAAAAGCAAACGAGCUGAUUCUAAAAAGUAAAAAUAUAACAUUGGGUGUGAUAGCGUAUGACACGUGUGACAGUGAUACCCAGGCGUUAGACCGUGCACUUGAGUUUGUUAAGUUUCAAACUGUUCUCCAGCACACGACGGACUACGUUUGCGCGGAUGACAAACCACCAAGUUAUGUAAAAAAUCAUGGAAAACUUCUCGGUGUGGUAGGGGGAUCAUCAUCUAGUGUGUCUAUACAACUUGCAACGUUUCUGAGGUUGUUUAAAGUACCACAGAUUAGUUACAGUGCUACAAGCCCAGCAUUAAGUGAUACCUCCAGAUAUGAAUAUUUUUUUAGGACUGUAGCAUCUGAUAAAUACCAGGCGAAGGCUAUUGUGGAAAUAUUAAAGACCUUUGAGUGGAAGUAUGUAAUUGGUUUUUAUGACGAUUCGAGUUAUGGCAUUGAAGGAUUUCACGAAAUUACUGCGCACGCGGAACGUGCGAACAUCUGUAUUGCAAAAUCAUAUAAAGUCAAUAGAUAUUUCAAGAAUAAAGAGAAGUAUGAGGAUGAUCUUCAGAUGAAAAUAAAUGAUACACUUCAAUUCAACAACACGGAAGAUAAGAUCGUUGCAGUGUUAUUCGUAUCAGCUAAUAUUGCCAAUAAGAUAUUUACUAUAGCCAAUAACUUGAACAUGACCGACAAGUACAUCUGGAUCGGUAGCGACGCGUGGACGGGCCAAUAUCUGGUGGGCGGAGUCAAGCAUGCUCUCGGUAUACAGCCGAAAAUUGAAGUAAUAAAAGAGUUUGACGAUUAUCUAAACAGUUUGACAACAACCCAUGAUGGUACAAACCCAUGGUUUAAACAGUAUCGUGAACAUGUAUGCAGCGACGAAGAUCAAACGCCAAUACGGAAUACAAAACAAGUAGAUUGCAAAGAUGCGAAAUUGUUCUUCAACAAUAAUGAUAAAUUUAAGAAGAAUAUGAACACCUAUGCUGUAAUGGACGCUGUGUACGCGUUCGCGCAAGCACUAAGCGACCUUCAUACUGACUUGUGUGGGAAAGAUGAAAAGAAUAUAUGUCUUGAUUUAAAGAGUAUAGAGGCUGAAAAACUGAUGCGUUAUUUGAAGAAUGUGACAUUUACUGGAACUUCUGGACUUGAAUUCCGAUUUGUUAACAACAGUGGCCCAGCAAGAUAUAGUGUUAUGAAAUAUACCAACAAUGUUUGGAAGGAGAUUGACAACUGUCAAGUCACUAACUACUCAUCAAUUGAUGACGACAUAUGGUUUCACAAUCUAAGAAAGAAGAAGACUGAUUAUAGCGGAGUUUAUAAGCCAUCUAAAUGUUCAGUUGAGUGUGGAAAAGGGGAAGCCAAACUGCUUCAUGCCAAUAAAUGUUGUUGGACAUGUAAACGCUGCGAGGCCAAUCAAUACCUACAGGUUCGAAACCAAAGUUGUUUGGAUUGCCCCGAAGGUCAAAGGGCAAACAGCUCUCUAAAUGGAUGCGAGAUAAUUCCAGAAACGGAAGUGGACAUUGGCUGGAUCAUUUCCGCUUAUACCUUCAGCAGCCUUGGUGUGAUAGCUACUUCCGUCGUGGCGGCCAUUUUCUAUUGGCAGAAGCAGACGCCAUUAAUAAUGGCCUCCGGAAAAGAGUUGAGUUUUGUGUUGUUAUUGGGAAUCUUGAUGUCUUACCUGUCUACGUUUACUUUUGUUGCCGAACCUAGCGCGGUGUCAUGUGGGGCAACAAGGAUGAUGCUUGGACUAAGUUAUACAGUUGUGUACGCAGCCAUUCUUGUGAAGACUAACAGAAUAUACCGAGUUUUCAAUAUCAAUACGAGCAAGCCAAAGAAAGUUAGGUACAUCGACGCAAAGUCGCAACUUUUGAUAACAUUUAUGAUCGUCUCGGUGGAGAUUGUCGCACUAGUCACGUGGUUAAUCCUAGAUCCUGCAGACGACACCUAUAUGUACCCCACGCCAACAAAGAAGAUUCGUUUAUGCGAUGACGCGAAAGAUUUUGCAUACCUUGGAGCUCUUGUCUAUCCAUUCAUUCUCAUGGUUUUAUGUGUAUAUUACGCAAUUCGGACGCGAAAGACUCCGGAUGGUUUUAAUGAAACACGUUAUAUAACAUUUGGAUCUUACUCAUUCUGUGUUUUAUGGAUUGCAUUCACGUCAAUUUACUUCUCUGUGACAGACAAAACUAUAAGAACUGUUUCUCUGUGUUUUUCGUCUUCAAUAAACGCCACAGUGACGUUGAUAACGUUAUUCAUCACAAAGACUUACGUUGUGAUCUUUCGUCCUGAGAAAAAUACGAGAGAGAAUGUGAUGUCACGAAGAAGAACGCAUAGUUAUGAUACAGUCAAUAUGAGCAAUAUGAACAAUCUAAGCAGAAUGGCUAGUGCAGUUUCAACUUGGCAUUCUGUGAAUGCACGUUUCGACUCGGAAGAUUCACAAAACCCAACAAUAACAAUCAGUCAAAAACCAAAGUUUUCAAACCACUUGUCCGUAUCUGUUGUCUCAAUGAAUAAUCUCGGCCAAUCAGAUGGCAGCGUGUAUUCAAAUGUGACCUCAAUCUCCGCCCCUCCAGAUCAUCGUCACAUGACGGAAGAGGAAGUGAAGGCACUGUCUGCGCCGUUUAAACAAUCGUCGACAGAUUUAGGUGAUGAAAGACUAAAGCAAUUUCUUGAAAAACACGAAAAGCCUGAAACCGAUUUAGAAAACGGUAUAGGGCCAGCGGCUAGCAGACGGUCAAUGAGAUCUUUCAAGUCCAGACGAAAACGACGGCGCACAAUGAAGAGAACACGAAGUUUAGAUGGCGCUAAUGUGCUUAAUAUUCCAAAUAUAAUAGUAACUACAAGUUCUCAGGAAGAUAACUCUGUCAAAGUAGUGAAGCUGUGAGAUCAAGUGAUUAAUGUAUCACGUGAUGAAGACUACGAGAUCAUGUGACUGAAGCUAUUCGAAUAGGGCAGCUCUUCUAAAUUGUUCACAGUCAUAAUUAUAUGCUAUUCGUUUUUGGGAUGGUUUUUUACUGAUGACAGUUCCGUGAAAAUCGUGUAAUAAUUUAAACUAUGCCAGAUUUUUUCUAUGUUUAGUAAACAUGAAAGCAUUUCUUUAUUACCAUACGAGUUUGUGAUACAAAUACAAAUUUGUCUGUUAACAUUACCUAUGUUGGGAUGCCUUCAAAGUUAUAUAUAUUUUGUGUAGCGAAAAAUUAAUUUAAUAGGUAUCAAUUUAUUUUUACUGUAUUAAUUCUUUAAGUCGUGUUAUUCAUUUAAUUUGACUGUACACAUUUAAAUAACUACAUAUACAUUAUAGUACUUUAUGUACAGAAAAUUAUUGAAUUUAUAUUUAUAAUAUACUGUAUACUUAUUGAGCGUCUACCAUAGAAAAGGGUUUGAAAUGGCUUUUCAGUUAGGGUCGAAAAGUCUCCUUAAAAAGUGGCCGAAGAGUCAAUGGGUUCAUAAGUCGGCCAAAGAUCGUUAGUUAGAUCAGUAGAUGUAAAUGUCUUACUUGCUUACAUCUGUUUUUGUCGGGGGUUUUGUUGUUGUUGUCGUUUUUUAACUAAAGUUACAAGAAUUUUAUUAUAUUUUAACAAUGAAGUAUGCAUCAAGACAUCUGGAGUAACAAGCCGAUGCCUCAAAAUAUUUUUCCUAAAAUGACCGACUGGGCUUUUCAUUUUAUCUAACAAUGCCUUAGACAAUGCCCUGGUUUUAACAAGAAAUUACUAAAUAUUUCUUAAUUCUACAUUAUACCACAAAAGCAUUCAUUUCAUAAUACUUCAAAUGAAUUGUCGAAGAUCAUAUUCCUUAACACUUAUUCACAGUGACUUAGAAAAAGAGCCGCACCAUGACAAAAGCAACGUACUGCGUUUGCGACCAGCAUGGAUCCAGACCAGCCGGCGCAUCCGCGCAGUCUGAUCAGGAUCCACGCUGUUCGCUUACAAACCAUAUAACAAGUAGAGAAACUGAUAGCGGACAGCAUGGAUCCUGAUCAGACUGCGCGGAUGCGCAGGCUGGUCUGCAUCCAUGCUGGUCGCAAACCCAUUAUGUUGGUUUGGUCAUUCACGACUCAAAAGUAUUUGGUUUAAAUUUGGAUUCAAGUUUGAUUUCUCGCCCAACCCUAUCACAAUAGUUACCUCAGCUUUAAAAUUAAAUGUCCCUAUAAAGUAGAUUUAAAGUUUGACAUGUAUUAAUGAUUUUAUUUAUACGAGAGUGUGUGUGUAAAUUAUGUCAAUAUUAGUUAAUAAAAGUUAAUUUAUGCUUUUAUUGAUAUAUGUAUAUAAAUUCUGUCAAUUUCAGUUAAUAAAAGUGUAUUUAGGCUUUUAUUGAUAUAUGUAUGUAAAUUAUGUCACUAUUAUGGAUAUUGAAAGUGCCAAAUGUUAUUUUUAUAAUUCUAUAAUCAAACGCAUGUACUAUUAAUAUAGAUAAUGAAUUGCCAUAUAUUAAUAAUAAUGAAUAAAAUGAAACA
Ruditapes philippinarum (Manila clam) is the source of this 5465-nucleotide messenger RNA. RefSeq names its product metabotropic glutamate receptor 3-like. The transcript is spliced from 13 exons. The record is from RefSeq and is a predicted model, not a curated record. Gene Ontology annotation, biological process: G protein-coupled receptor signaling pathway. NCBI's taxonomy places the organism in Eukaryota, Metazoa, Mollusca, Bivalvia, Venerida, Veneridae. The coding region runs from base 792 to 3896 and encodes 1034 amino acids. Gene Ontology annotation, molecular function: adenylate cyclase inhibiting G protein-coupled glutamate receptor activity. Gene Ontology annotation, cellular component: membrane.